Messenger RNA from Lasiodiplodia theobromae, 2295 nucleotides. Its product is annotated as Peptidase S41 family protein. NCBI's taxonomy places the organism in Eukaryota, Fungi, Ascomycota, Dothideomycetes, Botryosphaeriales, Botryosphaeriaceae. The transcript has 4 exons. The record is from RefSeq and is a predicted model, not a curated record. The coding region runs from base 1 to 2295 and encodes 764 amino acids. Gene Ontology annotation, biological process: proteolysis. Gene Ontology annotation, molecular function: serine-type peptidase activity.
AUGGCUGCGCUCAGGAACUUCGCCGUGGCCUCGGGCCUGGCCGUCGCCCUUGCCAAUGCCAACCCCGUGCUUUACAGACGACAGAACGAGACGGCCGGUUCCCCAUGCGCCUCCGUAUCUGCGCUUGCUGCCUCUCAGACGGCUGCCUCUCCCAGUGCCACCCCGACUGUGCCUGCGGGGCUGGCCUACGAGUGCAUCAACAGCGUCCCCAUUAACCAGACGGCAGCGCUGAACCUGAUCAAGACUUCCCGCCCCUACUGGGAGUGGCAGAGCACGCUGGCCUACCUCAAGGAUCCUCCGGCCGAGUAUGUGGAAAAGAUCCAAGACGCCAUCGAUGUCUUCGCCGAGCUGGAUGACCUGGAGGCCAAAGUCGCCGACGGCACCAUCACCAAGGAGUACGAGUUCGGAUACACACUCUACCGGAUCCUGCAGCGCACGCACGACGGCCACUUCGUCUACGUCCCCGACUCGGUGGGCGGCAUCUUCAACUUCGGGCGGCCGCUCCCCUUAGUCUCCGUCUCCGACGACGGCGCCAGCGCGCCCAAGCCCCAGAUCGACGGCGAGGCGGCGGCGACGUGGCUGGAGAACUGGUCGCAGUACGGCUCGCUGCAGGACCGCGACGCGCUGUACAACAACGUCUUCUACGAGCUGGCCGUCGUGUCGCUGGGCAGCAGCGGCUCGGGCAUGGGCACCUUCACCGGCGGCGGCCGCGGGCGCUGGGUCUACCCGGGCGCGAACACGACGCUGUCGUUCGAGAACGGCACCGAGUAUACGAUGCAGAACUUCGCAAAGGUGCUCGUCCCCUUCGACGGCGUCGACAGCGGCGAGGCCCUGUACAAGACCUUCUUCACCACGCCCCAGGACACGUCGUUCCACAACGGCGAGCCCGAGUCUACUGCUGCUGCUGCCUCGAGCUCCGCCGCAGCUGCCACUUCGACGUCCUCCUCGGCCACGGCCACGGCGACGCCAGCCCCGGGCUACCCGCCGCCCGUCGUCCGCAUGUCGACCAACUACAUCGGCGGCUACUACAUCGACGACGACCCGGCCUACGCCGACGUCGCCGUGCUCGGCGUAGCCUCGUUCGUCGGCGGCUCCGGGCAAGCCGAGUUCCAGGCCACGGCGCGCGAGUUCCUGGCCGAGGCGCGCGCGGCGGGCAAGACGAAGCUGGUCAUCGACGUCAGCGCCAACGGCGGCGGCACCAUCCUGCUCGGCUACGACCUCUUCAAGCAGCUCUUCCCGGCCAUCGACGCCUUCGCCGCCGCGGACCGCGCGAGGGCGACCGAGGCGCUGGAUUUGCUCGGCGAGAAGUUUUCCGACAUCGCGGCGGGCGUGCCGCGGACGUUGGAGGGCGUCGAGACGAACGAGACGUUGUAUGAGCUCGAGGCGGACGUGGUGAGCUCGUAUCUGAAUUUCAGGACGGACACGAAGCCGGAUGGGACGGCGUUUGAGAGCUGGGCGGACAAGUUCGGCCCCGUGCCGUCGGCGAAGGGGGAUGAGUAUACGGACUUGUCGAGGUGGAACUUGAGCGAUGUGUUGACGCCGUUCAACUCCGGCGACAUUUGGGUCACGGGGUACGGCGAGGGCGUGAAGAACGCGACGCAGCCGUUCAAGGCCGAGGAUAUUGUCGUCAUGACGGAUGGAUACUGCGCCUCAACCUGCACCAUCUUCUCCCGCCUCAUGCAAGACCUCGCCGGCGUCAAAUACGUCGCCAUGGGCGGCCGCUCUCCCUCCACCACCUCGUCCGCCCCCAUCACCCAAGCCAUCGGCGGCGUCAAGGGCACCAACAACUGGCCGUGGGACUACAUCCAAUACAACGUCGGCCUCGCCUACUCGUACGCCAACGCCACCGAACAAGACUACUUCGACACCACCACGCUGGCCGAUUACAACGACCAGCUGCCCUUCCUGCGCGCCGCCGCCGGCACCGCCUACAACGUCAACUUCCGCGACGGCAUCAAAAAGGACGACUUCGACGCCCGCACGCCCACCCAGUUCGUCUACGAGCCUGCCGACUGCCGCGUCUACUGGACCAAGGAGAUGACGGUUGAUGUGACGGCCGCGUGGAAGGCGGUGGCGGAUUCGGCGUGGGGGUAUGGCGAGAGUAAGUGCGUGGCUGGGGGGUUGGGGGCGCCGCAGGGGAAUGCGACGUAUGGGGCUGAGCGGAGGACGAGGCGGUCGUCGUCGUCGUUGUCUCAGGUGAGGAAGAGGGAGUUGGUUGAGAGCGAUUAUCCGUUGGAUUUGUGGACGGAUUUGGAUGGGUUGGAUUUGAGGAUGGAUGGGUAUAUGAUGCCGUGA